UGUCAAUGUCAUAACUAAUUAAUAACUACCUAUAAUAUUCAAGUAAAAAUAAGUAAAUUGUAUUAUUGUACAUUGAAAGCGCUAGCACAAGAUUAAUGUUUUUGUUCUUAAUAAUUGAAUGAAUAAAAUUGUAAUAUUUACAAAUUUAAACGUAUAAAAUGCAAUAAGUUCAUAAUUUUUACUCAUGGACGAAGAAAAACUUAUUCGAAAAAAGAAGAAAGCCUUAAACGGUAGUAAUCGACGUGCAUUAGCUGAAGCUCAUAAUGACCUAGCAACGUUUUACUAUAAACAGAAUCGUUAUAGCGACGCUUUGGACGAAUACAAAAAUGAGGCGGCAAUUUGUAAGGAACUCGGUCUUCGCAUGGAAUGGGGCACUUGUAACAGGAUGAUAGGAGAAAUGUAUAUGCUUAUGGCAGAGUUUGAUAAAGCUCUCAAGUAUGAAGAACGGCAUUUAGCUGUAGCGAAAGAGUUGAAUAAUUUGGUUGAGGAACAAAGAGCAUUGGCGACACUUGGUAGGAUAUACCUCUUACGAGGCCAAAGCUGCACUGAUGAGCAGCAAGAUGCAAAGCAAUAUUUGUCUGCAGCUGAGAAAGCGUUCAUGAAGAGCUUAGUACUAUGUGAAAAAUUGAACGGUAAAAUAAACAAAUCAGAAUUGAUGGAUAUGCGAGCUCGUCUUCUGCUCAAUAUAGGAGUGGUACAAGAACACUUAGGAAAUCUUGACAAAGCAAUAGAUUGUUUACACAAAGCUAUAACAAUUUGUUCCAAUCAAGAUCUAUAUGAAGUUUUACAUAAUUGCUACACGACGGAAGCCUUAAUGCACAGUAAUAAGAGAAAAGAUUACGCAAAAGCAUUGAACUGUUUGAAUAAAGCGUUAGAAGUGGCAAGUAGGCUUGAAGAUAAGGUUUCAAAAACAUGUGAAACACUGUCUGUAAAGGGAGAUAUAUUGUGCAAGAUGUCAGACUAUCAGAGUGCAAAGCAAGUGCUCUUGAAAGCAUGGAAACUGAAAACUCCUGAUGAAGAGGAGAUGGAUAACAUUGAAACAAAUCUUAAAGUUGUUGCUGCAAUGUGUUACACGGAAGACUUACUGAUAUCUACGGAUCCUUCAGACCAUACAACUUUUAAAAAGUUGUACGAAAAGCUAGGUGACGGCGCCUGUCACUUUAAAAACUAUGCAGGUGCUAUCGAUUACUAUUUGAAAAUGUUAGACUACGCUGAAAUGGCUGGAGAUUGUGGCAAAACAUUGAUUCCUAUUUAUGUCAGCUUAUAUCAAACUUACAAAGAUAUGGGCUACUAUAAUGAUGCAUUACAUUACUGCUACAAGGAGUAUGAACUUAUAAAAGACAUUCCUAAAGAAGCCUACACUACAUUAACUACCAUAGCUGAAAUGUCUUUCCUUGCUAAAAAACCCUAUGACCAAAUCGAAAAGGCUUGUUAUGAUGCUAGAAAUGCUGCAAAAGAUUUGAACAAAAGAAAAUAUGAAAUCAGAACUUUGAAGGUUCUAUUAAAAUAUCAGGAAGAAUACUGUGAAACAGAUAAGAUGAACGAAACUAAAGCUGAACUAAGAGAUUUAGGUUACAACGAUUUUGAUAAUCUAGAAAAUUCUGAUGACGAACAAAGUUCUGCAGGCGGGGGAGACGAUGUUACUCAUAUUGGUGAUGAAAUAUGCCUUGAUGAUUUGACUGAUGUAUCGGACACUAAUGAGGAGGAUUUGACUGAAACAAAGCGAGAGACUCGUAGAAGGGGAAAAGGAUUUGCUAUCAAAAAGAACAUGAAAGGAGAGACACAGUUACAUGUUGCAUGUAUAUCCGGCAACAAGCUGCUAGUAGAACGUCUCUUAGCCAAGGGUCACCCAGUGAACAUUAGAGACAACGCUGGCUGGUUGCCGUUACAUGAGGCCUGCAUACACGGCAGACUGGAUGUAGCAGAGAUGCUGAUUGACCACGGGGCCAAUGUUAACGAUCGGGGAGGUGUUAAUUGUGAUGGUAUAACACCACUUUACGACGCAGCUAGUAACGGUCAUUUAGAAGUUGUUCAGCUAUUACUAGAAAAAGGCGCAAUACCCUCGCUCAAAACUGACUUUGGCGAAACACCACUACAAGUGCUACAGAAAUGGCGAACAGGCACUAUCUUAACAAAAGACGAAGAGACAUUAUACAAUAAUAUAUGUAAUAAAAUUAACAACUUUAUAGAUAAAACCAAUCCUUCAGAAUUAGUUUUCAACAGAUCGAAGUCUAAAACCCCAGUAAAAGCAAUUCAGAAUAACUCUCCUCCUAGUACAUCAAAAAUGACCAGAAUAAAGGAACUAUAUUCUCCAGCAUUUAAAAGACGCAAUAUCAUUGACGAUGACAGUGAUGAAGAAAUGAAUUUAUCACAAAAUGUAAGAAAUCAAACUGCCUUUCCAUCGGAUUCGAAUUCCUCUGACGAAGACGAUUCAAAAAAAAGUAAAAGUGAAACAUCGGGUGUCAAAGAAUAUAGAAACGCAAUAUCAGCUCUAAGAAACAGAAACGUAGAUUUGCCGGAUGUUGACGAUAAAAAGAUUAAAACGAAACCCGCUUUACUAAAUCCUGAUGAAGUUGACGAUGACUGGUUGGAUGAUGAUAUAGGAAUAAUGAAUAAAACAAAGAAACGAAAGUUAAGUGAUCCAUUAACAACUGUAAUCGCGAAAAAAACUUCAAUGGAUACUUUGAGAGAAAGCAUAGACAAUUUAAACAAAAUAAGCCCAUUAACAGAUAACAAUACCCAUUCGAAGAAGAAAUCGCGCAUAAAUGAAAAUAUAGACCACACCGAAAAUAGCUCAGACUCAGAGCCAUUUCAAAUAAAUGAAAACGUUUGUCCUAUGAAAACGGAUGAAUCGAUGAGAAAUAUAGCGAAAGAAUUCAACGACUCUAGAUCAAAAGACACGAGAGAUAACAUGAGACGAAGGUGGAAAAGACAGAGUACAUUAUUAAAAGCAGGUUUUCAAAGAAGAAAGUCUGAAUGUGAUCAAUCAAGUAACAGCGGUAGUGAUACAGAAGUUACAACCAAAAGUUUUAAGAAAAGAGUAUCAAAUGGAUCGUUUUCUAGACAUUCUUCAAAUGAGAAUUUCAAUUAUUCGAAUUCCAAUGAUGGUUUUAGUAUAAUGCAAAAUAUUAACCCGAACAUAGUUCAACCACUGAAUGUUAUACAACCAAUAAAUAUUGUGCAGUCCAAGAAUGGAAGGGCGAUGCAAACACAAAUUUUGCCUCCAGCAGCUGUGAAAGUAAAAAUAGAGGACAAAGUACUGUUAAUCUCUUUGAAAUUGGACAUGAUUAAUAAGUUAACAAUCAGCUGGCUGGUUGAAGAAGUUAAAUCGAGAUAUUACAAAAUAACAGGUGUAAGACCAGUAUUUACAUUAAUGACAUCCGAUGGUGCCAUACUCUCUGAAGAGGAUCCUCUAAGUUUAGUGUUGGCAUCUCCGGAACUUAACACUUGCAUCACAACAUUCAAAGCUUCCCCCGCUGAAGAGAGGUAUUUAGAAUGCUGUGAUGCUCUGGGAAUACCACCAUCCGAAGAAAUUCAGCAGGCCGUUGGCAGAAGUCACUCAACUAGAAGACUAGCAUUAGGUUCUAACACAUUAUCACCAUCACAAAUACGUCCCUUGUUCAGAGCCCUUACACACCAAACACACAUCACAGCUAUCAUGAUACCAGACAACAACAUUGGAGACGAAGGAAUGAAAUAUCUAGCUGAUAGUAUGUGUACAAUGAAGUACUUAACAACAUUGGAUAUUAGUAGGAACAAUAUAACCAGUGAUGGAGUCAAAACAUUAUUAAACGCGUAUGAAAAACCCACAAGACCAGUCUGCCAAACAUUGGAAGACAUAGAUUUAAGCGGGAACCCCAUUAGUGACGUUGGCUUUAGGGCAAUAUUAAAACUGAGCCAACAUUUGAAGUUAAAAGUUUUGAAGUUAAGUAAAUGUAAUGUGACAGAUAAUGUAGUAUCUGAUAAUAAUAAAUUAAACGCCAGUUUUGAUGUUUUAGAAACUUUUGAUUUAAGUAACAAUCUAGUGAAACAAAUAGUGGUUAAUAGUUUAAUAUCUAUUUUGAAUCCAAAUACUUUAACGGAUUUGGAGUUAGAUAAUAUAGGGGUGGAAGGUAACGUCGCCGGCUGUGUAGCGAGCUUUAUGGAUACAGCAAAAGAUCUGAAAAUUCGAAGAUUUGGUCUAUCUAAUUGUAAACUCGUCGAUGGACAAUUUAUGAGGAUAUUCAGAUCUCUCGGUAGAGCUAAGCAUUUACAAUCAAUAACGUUAAAAGACAACAAUAUAACUUUCAUCGCAUUGAAGAAAUUACUUCAAAGACAGCCACCAGUACCGGUGAUAAACCUUGAAGGCUGUCAUGACAUAUUUAAAUAUUCACCAGAUUCGGAUUUCAAAGUUUGGUUGCCAGCAAUCGACUUUGGAAGGUGUGUUCCAGAAAUAAAUGUUACUCCCGUUUCUAAAACAGAUGAAGAGAGGGAAAGUUUUAAGUUGUUUUCAAAAACUUGGUUAAAUUGUUUUAAAGGUAGGGGUAUGAUUGAACAUUGUGAGGGGGGUGUUACGAAGUUUACAGCAAGAUAGCGUUUUCUUAGACUGUCCGAAAUGUGAAAAUGAUAGUUCAUUGUAUAUCUGAAUGUGAGUUUAUUUAUUUCAUAAUAGCUGUGCCCGCGACUUAGUCCAUGUGGAAUUU
Messenger RNA from Melitaea cinxia (Glanville fritillary), 4682 nucleotides. Its product is annotated as tonsoku-like protein. Lineage: Eukaryota; Metazoa; Arthropoda; Insecta; Lepidoptera; Nymphalidae. Gene Ontology annotation, molecular function: protein binding. The record is from RefSeq and is a predicted model, not a curated record. Bases 185 to 4573 code for a protein of 1462 amino acids. The transcript has 14 exons.